GCACAUGCACCUAGUAGAGGCUACUUCGAUCAACUAGAAAAUACAGACGAUUUGUAUUUGAAGAAACGAUCAAGGAUGCGUCGUUGGCUUUGCUGUUCCUGUCAAGCAGAGGAGAGUUACCAAGCACACGAAAACGAGCACUUGAAAGCCCCCAAGGAUCAUACAGACGGAAAUCAUAGAAACUCAAGGGUGGCAGCUCCUGUCAAACCUGAAGUGCAAAAAUCACCACCACCUAUCGAAGUUCCUGCACUAUCGUUGGAAGAAUUGAAAGAGAAAACGGACAAUUUUGGAUCAAAGGCUUUGAUCGGUGAGGGUUCUUACGGAAGAGUUUAUUAUGCUAGCUUGAACAAUGGAAAAGCUGUGGCUGUGAAAAAGCUUGAUGUUUCCACUGAGUCUGAGUCGAAUGUGGAGUUUUUGACCCAGGUUUCCAUGGUUUCAAGACUGAAGCAUGACAAUUUUGUCGAGUUGCAAGGUUACUGUGUUGAAGGAAAUCUCCGUGUGCUUGCUUACGAGUUUGCAACAAUGGGUUCACUUCAUGACAUAUUGCAUGGAAGGAAGGGAGUUCAAGGGGCACAACCGGGUCCGGUUCUUGACUGGAUGCAGAGGGUAAGAAUUGCGGUUGAUGCGGCAAGGGGCUUGGAAUAUUUGCACGAGAAGGUUCAACCUUCGAUUAUCCACAGAGAUAUCAGAUCUAGCAAUGUCCUUCUUUUUGAAGACUUCAAAGCGAAGAUUGCAGAUUUUAACCUCUCAAACCAGGCUCCUGACAUGGCUGCUCGUCUUCAUUCUACUCGUGUUUUGGGAACCUUCGGCUAUCAUGCACCUGAGUAUGCAAUGACCGGGCAGUUGACACAGAAGAGUGAUGUUUACAGUUUCGGGGUUGUCCUUUUAGAGCUUCUUACGGGGAGGAAACCUGUUGACCACACAAUGCCUCGUGGACAGCAGAGUCUCGUUACCUGGGCUACUCCAAGACUGAGCGAAGAUAAAGUCAAACAAUGCGUAGAUCCAAAACUGAAGGGAGAGUAUCCUCCCAAAGCAGUUGCUAAGUUGGCAGCUGUGGCGGCAUUAUGCGUGCAGUAUGAAUCUGAGUUCCGUCCAAACAUGAGCAUCGUCGUCAAGGCUCUCCAACCGCUGUUGAAGGCUCCAGUGCCAGCACCAGCACCGGAGACUUAAAACAGCAGACGAGACGAAUCCAAGGUUCUUCGCCAUUUAUUGAAAUUUCGAUGACUUAUGAUAGUUUGGUUUCGUAAUCAAAAUACAGAUUUUCAUCUGAUCACUAAAUAUUAAUUAUAUACGUUUUUCUAUUCCUUCCUAUAUAACAUUCAAGUGUAGGAUUGGGUUUGGUCUGUUUAGUAUCUGUUAGUUGCCGGGUUUUUUCGGACUCGUAAUGUCGUGUUUUUUCGGAUGUAGUCGUAAAAUUGACCGAGGGAUUGGGUUGUAACUGAGGGAUUGGGUCGUGUCAGUGAGUAUCGUUUGGUUUGUACCAUUUUUUUUUUUUUUGUUUUCUUCGUUGUGGUUCGUAAAUUUGUAUGAAUAUUUUCGCUUAGAAUGAUUGGAACUAAUCGAAGUGUUUGUAGCAUGUAAUUUGUUGACGAUGUCUUAUCUUCCAUGGAGGAAAAGUAAAGGGUUUGGUUUUCUAAA
Messenger RNA from Gossypium arboreum, 1638 nucleotides. RefSeq names its product PTI1-like tyrosine-protein kinase 3. The record is from RefSeq and is a predicted model, not a curated record. Lineage: Eukaryota; Viridiplantae; Streptophyta; Magnoliopsida; Malvales; Malvaceae. The coding region runs from base 76 to 1170 and encodes 364 amino acids. Gene Ontology annotation, biological process: protein phosphorylation. The transcript is spliced from 7 exons. Gene Ontology annotation, molecular function: ATP binding; protein tyrosine kinase activity.